Dibothriocephalus latus is the source of this 282-nucleotide messenger RNA. The record is from the annotation of a GenBank genome assembly. NCBI's taxonomy places the organism in Eukaryota, Metazoa, Platyhelminthes, Cestoda, Diphyllobothriidea, Diphyllobothriidae.
AUGAACGCUGGCGAUAAUCAGGUACAACCCCGUAAAAUUUGUGGUAUCGGUGCCGGCAUUCUCGGUGUCCCAACAUGCGCCGUACUCGCAAUACAGUGUCCCGAAAUACAGGUUCACGUUGUUGAUGAAGACCAAGAUCUUGUUACUCGUUGGAAUAGCGAAUAUCUUCCAAUUGAUGAGGUGAGCACUUUUAUCAAUAGUAUUUCGAACUUCCACAUCGGUCUACCUAUGAAUAUUAUCACCUUUACCGAUUUUUGGAUUUCUGUGCCUGUAUCUCCAUGA